Molecule: messenger RNA, 993 nt
Organism: Gamsiella multidivaricata
Lineage: Eukaryota; Fungi; Mortierellomycota; Mortierellomycetes; Mortierellales; Mortierellaceae
Exons: 3
Coding region: 94-693 (199 amino acids)
Molecular function (GO): zinc ion binding
Source: RefSeq, a predicted model, not a curated record
UUACCAGCAUAUCAAUACCAACAACCUUGUAGAAAGCUGGCACAAGACGUUGAAGAGGCACCAUCUAGGAAGUCAGCGAGGAAAAAAGAGGCAAUGAGACUGGAUCUUAAUGUUGCCCUGCUUAUGGUUGAGGCACUGAUCCAGCACAAAUUUGUCGUCAAAUCCUUUGUUAGAGCUGACGUUUCAUACAUUGUCCGCCACAACAACGAUGUUACCAGCAUUGUGUCAUGCAGUUGUGCCGAUUAUUGUCUUCACCUGAUCCCUUGCAAGCACAUGUACCUGGUUCAGAGGCUCUAUAAAAGUGUGAGGGUAUCCUAUUCCGGUGAGCCUGCGAUUGAAUCUGCCAUUGAACCUGCCGUCGCUCAGGAGCAACAUGUCCAGAAUAUGGAUUUUUUCGGACCAGAUUUGGAGGCAGGAUUAGCGCCAUUACUCCGUUUGCAACUCGACCGGAAAAGGGCAGCAGAGCAGGAAUUCGAAAGAGUUGCCAGAGAAGUGGCGACCAGACAAGAGUUUGAGGAUAAUGAGGGUUUAUUAAUGGGGUUGAUGAAGCAAAUGGGCGCCGCAGUGGAGGCAAGAAAGAAAAGGAAAUGUACACUCGAGUACCUCAAAUCUGUUGUGGCGACCACAAAAAACACUUUACUCGAGAUUCAAGGCCUGAAUGCCUCACAAGCAGGACAGCGGUAUCAAAAAUAGUCCUCUGGUACGAGUCAAAUACAGAAGGCUCAACCGUGAUGUUAUUUCCAACGUUAUUUUCCACCCCACAAGUGACGUGGAAGUUGCCAUGGGCAUUAGGUUGAUUUGAGUAACGUGCAUACUUAACCCCGAGCGCGGCCCUCAAGGAACAAGCACUUGAGAAAGAAACGCUUGUCGAUGUAUGGAUGUCCAUUAGAUUUAAUCAUAAGCAUGUAAAUGCAACGCCUGCUCGUGUCCUGAGCCGACAACCGCCAGGCAUAUCGCAUACAAAUACGUCUAGGUGGAUAGGAGCUUGGAAGU